Messenger RNA from Drosophila busckii, 1773 nucleotides. RefSeq lists its product as uncharacterized. NCBI's taxonomy places the organism in Eukaryota, Metazoa, Arthropoda, Insecta, Diptera, Drosophilidae. Bases 82 to 1773 code for a protein of 563 amino acids. The record is from RefSeq and is a predicted model, not a curated record. The transcript has 3 exons.
GAAAAGCAAAAUUUUCAUUGCUAUUGCUGAUCGUUGAGUCGGUAUCAUCGUACAUCAAAAUAUUCAACAAAAAACUUAAGGAUGGCAACUUGGAUUGUUUUCGUAUGUACAAUUGUGUGUGUCCAUUUUUAUACUAUUAUCGCAGAGAUACAAACGAGUUCGGAGUUCAGAGACAAGAGCCAUGUGAUAGGUCACCGAAACAGAACGAGUGCUAUCCAGAAAAGGAUAUCAACUAAUUCCGAAUACCCAGAAUACAGCCAAUUAGAUUCAAAUAAUGCUCCUAUUCGCAAUCAACCAAUUAUUCAAAAACGACGUUUAAAGAAAAAUCGACAUACAGUGCAUCUUACAAAGUCGCCUCAGCGCACUAAAAAUACAUAUGGAGUUAAAGCUUCGAGUGGGCGGCGAAAAUCAAAGAAUAAUUUUUCUGCAAAUGAAAACAAAGAAGUUGAGGUAAUCCAAACAUUUGAGGAGAUUCAUGAACAUAUUAAUGAGCCGGAGGACCAAGACGGUCAAUAUCAAGCAUCUGAGCGUUAUGAGAGCCACGAUAUGCCAGAAGCUGGUGUAGAAAAGCAAGAAAAACAUGUUAAAGUCAAAGUUAAGCAUCAUCAUCACCACCAUCAUCAUAAUCAUAUAAAAGAGGUUAUUAAAACAGUACCAAAACCUUAUCCUGUUGAAAAAAUUGUGCAUGUUCCAAUAGAGAAAAUAGUGGAGAAAAUUGUGCAGGUUCCAAGGAUAGUAAAUGUCACUGUGGAGAAAAUUGUGCACGUGCCUGUGGAAAAAAUCGUAGAGAAAGUGGUUCGCAUACCCAAGCCAGUGCACAUACCUAAGCCGUAUAUAGUUGAAAAAAUUAUGGAAAAAAUUGUACAUGUGCCCAAGCCGUAUCCUGUGCUAAGAACUGUCCCCUACCCAGUAGAAAUAAAAGUUCCAGUAACAGUUGAAAAAAAGGUGCCUGUGCCCUUCAGAGUAGAAGUCGAACGCAAAGUUCCAAUAUUCAUACACUCCCAUGAACAAGAACCCAAUGGCAACGAAAAUCGUCACAGUUUCUUAACUGAAAACUACAAUUCACAUCAUGCCAACCGCUAUAAUGCUGCAAAGGAUAUUUCCAAAUUUCAAACUAGCAUAGAGGAACCCAAUGGCAACGAAAAUCGUCACAGUUUCUUAACUGAAAACUACAAUUCACAUCAUGCCAACCGCUAUAAUGCUGCAAAGGAUGUUUCCAAAUUUCAAACUAGCAUAGAAGAACCUAAAAGUAACGAAAAUAGCCAUAGCAUAUUAACUGAAAACUAUAAUCGACACCAUGCAAGUCGCUAUACUGCUCCAAAGGAUGCAUCUAAAUUCCAAUCUGGUUCCUCUGAGCCAAAUGUUAAUGAAAAUCGGCAUGGCAUAUUAACUGAGAGCUACAAUCUACACCAUUCAAAUCGCUACAGUGAUCCAGUGCCAGCAACCAAUCCCGAAGAAUACCAAAGUGCUGAUGGACCAGCCCAAAAAUAUUUGAAUGACAAUUCUGAAAAAAAUAAUUCACCUUUGGAGCAGUCAACAUCUGAGAGUCAAUAUCAUCCAGUGCAAUUUUUAGAAAAUAACACUCCCUUUAAUAUUGUUGUACCCGAUAAUACAACUUCAGAUGAUUUAAGCCCUCAAAGCUAUACUAGCAGUGGGUUUCAGCAAAUACCAAUAUCGCUACCUUUUGAAUUUAUUCAAUUACAACCGAUGGCCUUUCAAAGUCCAUUGAGUUUUCAAUUACCUGUUAUGAAUAAUUCACAAAAUAGCACAUAA